AUGGACAAUUCCGACUUGAAUCGGGAGCUAUACACAGCCCCGCCUAUGGUCGCGUCACUCAAUGCAGAAUUUUCUGAAGAGAGAAAAGAUAGCCCUUGGGCAGACGAGAGUUAUUCGUCUCGAUCAAAUUUGGCCCUGCUAGAGCCUAGGACGACUGAACCAGGAACUGCAUUUCCUAAGUAUCAAGGGUGGUCUACGCAGGCCCACGUCAUUAGAAGAGAAAGCAUCCCGCCUCCGCCACCACUUCAACCACAAUGGGAUACUAGCCGCGAUGGCCUCUCCUCUCAAACAUUAUUUCCUAGCUUCCAAACUGCGCCUGCCCAGGUUCACGUUAUUAUAAGAGAUGCCAUGCCGCUUCCGCCUUCACUUUCACCAAUACCAAAUACUAACCGCGAUACUUUUCGACCUACACAACCAAAUUAUCUUCUACCUUCUUUGAUCUCAGGACCAUCGGCGCACGCAUCAAAUCUGCCCACGAUUGAGGCUGGGCUUUCUAACGAAGAAGCUCCAUCUACACAUGCCACUGCCAUUGACAGGCUCUAUAUAGACAUACCAUACGAAGUGCCUCCACCGCUGCCUCCACCGCUGCCUCCACCAAGAUGGAACAGCUCCAACUCUUUUCUGGCUCCAGAUCCAUCACCGGGACAUCUUCAGCCUCCAGCUUCUGAAUCGUAA
This is a messenger RNA of Fusarium oxysporum Fo47, 675 nucleotides long. RefSeq lists its product as uncharacterized. NCBI's taxonomy places the organism in Eukaryota, Fungi, Ascomycota, Sordariomycetes, Hypocreales, Nectriaceae. The coding region runs from base 1 to 675 and encodes 224 amino acids. The record is from RefSeq and is a predicted model, not a curated record. The transcript has a single exon.